Messenger RNA from Thermothelomyces thermophilus ATCC 42464, 2688 nucleotides. RefSeq lists its product as uncharacterized. Gene Ontology annotation, cellular component: cytoplasm. The transcript has a single exon. The record is from RefSeq and is a predicted model, not a curated record. The coding region runs from base 256 to 2643 and encodes 795 amino acids. Gene Ontology annotation, molecular function: ATP hydrolysis activity; ATP binding. NCBI's taxonomy places the organism in Eukaryota, Fungi, Ascomycota, Sordariomycetes, Sordariales, Chaetomiaceae.
CAGAGCACGAGUGGAUUGAAUGAACUUUACACACAGUCCGUUGCAGGCCCUUUUCCCGGGAGCAUCUCGCCCAGCCGAGGAGAAAGUAUUCGAGCACCGUGCCCGGAUUUUGUUCGAUUUUCUUUUCUUCUCCCAACCCUGACUGAGUUCGGGUUUCGGGUCGGGCUUUCCACAGCAGUUGGAUAAGUGCCUCUCGCAGGGAUCGCAGGGAGAGCGCCAGGGCCCAGAUCACGCCUCCCCAAAGCGGAAGCACAAAUGAAGUCGCUCGAGUUCCGCAUCCGCAAGUUGCACGUCAACACUGACGCGGACAAGCGGCUGCAGAAGAAGCAGCCAUCGCGCGUCUAUGUUAACGAGGAGGCCCUCAUCGAGCUGACGGGCACGAGGGAUGGCGGCCGCGCCGUCUGCAUCGAACGGGUCUCGCCCGACGAGCGCCCCGUCCGCCGCGAGGCCACGCUCUGGAAGGCGCCCGAGAAGCUGGACAAGUCGGUCACGCAGAUGUACGACGCCUUCCGGGAUGCCUGCAGCUACAAGCUGGGCGAGCAGGUCCGAAUCACCUCGCUGGGCGGCCCCCUGCCCGACGCCGACGAGGUCAUCAUCGAGCAGGCCCCUGGCCCCGAUGGGUCCGCCCCCGAUCCCCUGGCCCCCGAGGACAUCCCCGGUUGGGAGUUUGUGCUGGCCGGCCGCCUGUCCCAGAUGGAGCACGUGUAUGCCGGUCUGGUGUUCAAGAACCUCUUCGCCAGGGGGCCCGAGCGAUCCUUUGUCGUGGCAACCGUGAACGGGAGAAAAACGGGCAACGCCCGCUACCUGGACCACAAGACCACCGUCAGGCUCGCCACUACCGCGCCCUCCUACAACAGCCAGCCGGACGCCCUCCCGGCGCGGAGGCUCGAGGUGACGGGCAUCCGGGGGCUGGACGCGCAGGUCCGCCAGCUCAACCAGAUCCUCAGCUGCUUCGACGCCCGCACGCCCUUCCGGAAGAAGCCAGCCUACCGCGGCAUCGUCAUCCACGGCGGCCACGGCACCGGCAAGACGAUGCUGCUCAACAGCAUCGCGAGCACCGGCUGGGGCACCGUCUUCCGCAUCCAGUACAAGGACAAGCUCUCCGAGAUCCAGGAGGUCUUCCAGAGGGCAAGGCUGCAACAGCCGAGCAUCGUCCUCAUCGACCAGCUCGAGCGCCUCAUCGAUAAGGACCGCAGCAACCGCGCCGCCGUCAUCCUCGCCCUGUGCGAGGCCCUCGACACCCUGGCCGCAGACGCCGCCGCCAAGGGGGAGCUGCCCAAGGUGGUCGUCGUGGCCACCUGUCUCGACUACACCACCGACGUGCCCGAGGACCUGAAGGAACCCCGCCGCCUGACCAGCGAGAUAUACCUCUCGCUGCCCGACGUCGACGGCCGGAGGGAGAUCCUCGCCUCCCUCGGCCUCGACGUCGCCCCCGACCAGGAGGAGGACCUCCUCCGCCAUCUCAGCGAGCGGACCCACGCCUACAACGGCAAGGACCUCUGCCGCCUCGUUGACGAGGCCGACCUGAUUGCGAGGAUCCGUCACGCAUCCGAGACCAAACCACCAUUACCCGAGACCGCCACCAACCACUCUGCGACUUCCCCUCUCUCGGAGGGGGACGCGAAUCCAGACGCCGAAACCGCACCUUCGCCAGCACCUUCGCCAGCACCAACGCCAGCGCCAGCGCCAGCGCCAGUCUACCACCUCCCCUCCGAUUACCACGAAGCGCUCCGCCUCGUCCGGCCGUCGGCAAUGCACGACAUCAACCUCAAGCCGCCGCCCAUCCGGUGGGACGACAUCGGCGGGCAAGAGACGGUCAAGGUCUCGCUGCGGCGCGCCGUGCGCCUCUCGCUCGAGCCGCCCGAGACGCUGGCCCGCUACUUCGACCGGCCCCCCAAGGGCUUCCUCCUCUACGGGCCGCCCGGCUGCUCCAAAACCAUGGCGGCCCAGGCCAUGGCCACCGAGUCGGGCCUCAACUUCUUCGCCGUCAAGGGCGCCGAGCUGCUCAACAUGUACGUGGGCGAGUCGGAGCGCGCCGUCCGCCGCCUGUUCCAGCGCGCUCGCGAGGUCAGCCCCAGCAUGAUCUUCUUUGACGAGAUCGACAGCAUCGCGAGCCAGCGCAGCGGCUUCGGCCACUCCUCCUCCCCCUCCUCCCCUUCCUCUUCUUCUGGCCGGGCCGGCGGCGGCAGCCACGGCGGCGUCAACGUGCUCACGACGCUGCUCAACGAGAUGGACGGCUUCGAAGCGCUGCACGGCGUCGUCGUGCUGGCCGCCACCAACCGGCCCCAGGCGCUGGACCCGGCCCUGCUCCGCCCGGGCCGCUUCGACGAGCUCAUCUACGUCAGCCCCCCCGACCGCGCCGCCCGCCGCGCCAUCUUCGCAAAGGUCGCCGCCCGCCGCCUGAUGCACCCGGACGUCGACGUCGACCGCCUCGCCCUCGAGACCGAGGGCUACUCGGGCGCCGAGAUCAAGGGCAUCUGCGCCGCCGCCGGCGUCGCCGCCUACGACCGCGCCGCAGAGGGCGGCGAGCCCGCCAUCAUGAUGGCGGACCUCGAGCGCGCCAUCCGCAAUCAAAAGAGGCAGAUCACCCCCGACAUGCUGCGCGGGUUCGAGGAGUGGGAGAAGCAGUUUAGAAAGUUUUGAUGAUGAGCAGCCUAAACAAAACAAAGCAAGAGCUCUGAAGGGAGA